UCCAUCCAUUUCUCUCGCCGACUUCUUUAAGGGAGGCCUCUAAGCUAUUUUCCAACCCUCUCCCUUAGGGGAGGUGGCUAAGAGUGAAAACCGACCGGAAUGCGGGCAGGGUGGAAAUAGUAACAACAUGCCAACCCAAACUCUCACUCACUCACUGCUCAGCCACGUUCAAAUGGCCGCGUUAGUUCUCUUUCCCGUGUGGUCUGGUGCAGUUGGCGGCCUACUCUUCUUACGCUCCAGUAGUUCUGGAGGUCUAGAACCGACAAUAGACGAUCGCGAAGUGAGCUUCUAAGGAUAUCGGUAAUCGAGCUCGAGAAGAUCGAACACGAUCAAAGCCAUGGAAGAUCGUUGGGUCCUCCCGGUAACAUUUCUGCUGAUCGUGACGGUUGGAGUUCCGGUGUCUGUCGAAGGCUUCACGCGCAUUGGAUACGAAGCGACCGGAUGUCCCCGCAACAGUCCCACACUGAACAAAUGCAUGGAGCGUGCGAUCCAGUACUACAUCAGCUACAUGUACAGCGGGACGAUCAACGAUCGGACGACGGUACCGUCGCUGGAUCCGCUCACCCUGCCCGACGCGAUACUGAUCGAAAACGAUGAUGUGGUGUCUAGGUUUAGCAACCGGCAGACGACCGGCUUCCGGAACAUGUACAUCACUGACGUAAGAUCUGACAUAACGCGGCUGGAGUUCUACUUUAAGUUUCACAUCUCCGCCAUCGACACGCGAGGUUCGUACCAUGCGGAGAUACGCUUCCCGACGCCCUCUAAAGUUGCCGAAUGGUCCCAGAUGACCUACUCCAUACGAAACUCUUCAAUCCAGAUGCAACUGAAAGGCUACACGUACGAAAGUGAUGAUCGAGUGUAUCUGAAAGUGAAUGUGACCGAUUGGAGCCAGCAGAUCGGUGAUCAUACGGUCGGCUUUCGGUGGUUCACGAUGAGCGGCAACUACAGCCAGUUUAGCGAGCGGUUCGAGGAGAUACGGGGCCGCGACAUACUGCCGGUGGUGGAGCGCGAUCUGAUGCACAGUCUGCAGGAUCGGUUUCAGCGUUUGCUGAACGAGAUCCUGCGGUUGGCACCGUUCGAACGGUUCUUCCCUACCGUGUACUAGCAUAAGGGUUUGCCACGACCUGUGAUAGGGCUAGACGAUUGUUUUUUUGUACAUACGCUUAGUGGUUAGGCUGUUGGCGCUGUGCCAGUGUCGGGACGAUUUUGUUUUAUAAUAAACGAAGUGAUUUAAAACAGGA
Molecule: messenger RNA, 1241 nt
Organism: Anopheles stephensi (Asian malaria mosquito)
Lineage: Eukaryota; Metazoa; Arthropoda; Insecta; Diptera; Culicidae
Exons: 4
Coding region: 338-1105 (255 amino acids)
Source: RefSeq, a predicted model, not a curated record